AUGAGAGUUAGAGCUCGGAGUUAUGGAGAGGAAGGGAGAUCAAGUCACAUAGUUGAUGCAAAUUUAAGUGUUCUAAGAGGGAGGAUAGAGGAGAUUGGGGCAAAGGAGAGACUGGAGAGAUGCUACAGAUCAUCAUGCAUGUAUGGGUGGAACUACGCACCUGGGUAUGAUUGCAAACUAAAAAAGGAGAGGGACUUUUAUGAAUAUUUUGAACUUGCUGGUCUGGUUGGUGGGACUAUUGGCAUCACUUGUCUUAGUGGAACUGCUUUCCUUUCUUUAGCUUCCCUUCUAGUUCAUUUGAAUCAAUAG
Molecule: messenger RNA, 309 nt
Organism: Dovyalis caffra
Lineage: Eukaryota; Viridiplantae; Streptophyta; Magnoliopsida; Malpighiales; Salicaceae
Source: the annotation of a GenBank genome assembly